AAUCCUUCGUUUUCCAGUAGCAGACUGCACGUUGAACGCAUGCGUUCUGAUAAAAGCUAAGAAAAGGGUCUGCUGGCGGUUCGCGUUGGAGACAUGGAGCAAGGCUAUGGAGGCUAUGGGGCAUGGAGUGCUGCGCCUGCCAACACCCAGGGUGCAUAUGGGAGCAGUAUGGCCAGCUGGCAAGGUUAUGACAACUACAACUACUACAACGCCCAGACCACCACUGCCACUGUCUCUGCAGGAGCACCUUAUAGUUACGGUCCUGCCUCAUGGGAGGCCACCAAGCCCAGUGAUAGUGGCCUGGCAGCUGGGAACUCUGCCAUGCAAAUAGCCUCUUUUGCCCCUGAGCCUUGCACGGACAAUUCUGACUCACUCAUUGCCAAGAUCAACCAACGCUUGGACAUGUUGUCCAAAGAAGGAGGCAGGGGUGGGACCAGCAGCGGUGGGGAGGGCAUGCAGGACCGAGACAGUUCCUUCCGCUUCCAGCCCUAUGAGCCCUAUGACUCCAGACCCUGUUUGCCUGAGCAUAAUCCCUACCGCCCUAGCUACAGCUAUGAUUAUGACUUUGACUUGGGGGCUGACCGAAAUGGUAGCUUUGGUGGGACAUUCAACGACUGUCGGGACCCGACACCAGAACGGGGCUCUCUUGAUGGCUUCAUGAGAGGCCGGGGCCAGGGCCAGGGCCGUUUCCAGGAUCGGAGUAACUCCAACACCUUCAUGCGUAGUGACCCCUUCAUGCCGCCCUCAGCCUCCUCGGAGCCCCUACCCGCUACCUGGAAUGAGCUGAACUACAUGGGUGGACGUGGUCUAGGUGGGCCCUCCACCAACAGGCCACCUCCUUCCCUCUUCUCCCAGUCCAUGGCCCCUGACUACAACGUGAUGGGCAUGCAGGGGGUGGGCAAUUUUGGUAGCACCAUGCCUUAUGGAUAUGGCCGGUCCCAGACUAGGAUACGAGAUUGGCCCAGAAGAAGAGGGUUUGAGCGCUUUGGACCAGACAACAUGGGCAGGAAGCGAAAGCAGUUUCCAUUGUAUGAAGAGCCUGAUGCCAAACUGGCUCGUGCUGACAGUGAAGGAGAUUUAUCUGAAAACGAUGAUGGAGCUGGUGACCUACGGUCAGGAGAUGAAGAGUUCAGGGGGGAGGAUGACCUCUUGGACUCCAGGAAGCAGAGAGGAGAAAAGGAAGAUGAGGACGAGGAUGUGAAGAAGAGGCGGGAGAAGCAAAGGAGGAGAGACCGGAUGCGGGACCGAGCAGCUGACAGGAUUCAGUUUGCCUGUUCUGUAUGCAAGUUUCGUAGUUUUGAAGAUGAAGAAAUCCAAAAGCAUCUGCAAAGUAAAUUUCACAAAGAGACAUUGCGGUUUAUAAGUACUAAACUGCCUGACAAGACAGUGGAAUUCCUCCAGGAGUACAUAAUAAAUAGGAAUAAGAAAAUUGAGAAGCGGCGUCAGGAAUUGUUGGAGAAGGAAAGCCCUAAAUCCAAACCAGAUCCAUUCAAAGGGAUUGGCCAGGAACAUUUCUUCAAGAAGAUUGAAGCCGCACACUGCUUGGCCUGUGACAUGCUGAUUCCUGCACAGCACCAGCUCCUCCAGCGGCAUCUGCACUCUGUGGACCAUAACCAUAAUCGGAGGUUGGCUGCUGAGCAGUUCAAGAAAACAAGUCUCCAUGUGGCUAAGAGUGUUUUGAACAACAAACAUAUAGUGAAGAUGCUGGAAAAAUACCUCAAGGGUGAGGAUCCUUUUGCCAAUGAGACAGGUGAUCUUGAGACAGAAGGAGAUGAAAAUGUAGGAGGAGAGGAGAAAGAAGAGACACCAGAGGAGAUAGCUGCAGAAGUCUUAGCAGAGGUGAUCACAGCAGCGGUGAGAGCUGUAGAGGGGGAAGGAGAACCAGCUACAGAGCGUAAUGAAGUCCUAGAUGAAGUGGAAGGUGCUGUGGAGACCAGGUGUGACCCCCACACUGAAAAGCCGCUGGAAGAGCAAACCUGUGAAACAGCAUCUGAAAAUGGGAACACUGAAGACAAGGCCAGAAGUGAGGCCUUUUUGCCAGCAGCAGAAACAGAGAGCACCAUACCUGUUACAGCUAUCCCAGGGAUCAUGGACGAUGAAGUGGGACCAGCUGAUGCAGACUCUAAGGAUACUCCCACAGAAUGACCUUUUCUUCCCUGUUUCAGGGUGUGUGUUAUCUCUGAUUUAUGGGCAGUACUAGGGUGUGUGUUACUGGGUGGAAAGACUCAGCCAUUUCCUUCCCAAUAUACCUCAAGGGCUGAUGCUAUACAGUGGAUGGCUUCCCACCUCUGUUAGAAUACAAAAAGAGGUAAAUCAUUUUCCCAAGUGGCCUUUGAUGGCUGUUUGUGCACUGCAGUUACAAUAAUAAAAGACCUUCUUGAUACUUGUUAAAUACA
Messenger RNA from Phodopus roborovskii (desert hamster), 2396 nucleotides. It is a transcript of the gene Akap8, whose product is annotated as A-kinase anchoring protein 8. The transcript is spliced from 14 exons. Gene Ontology annotation, cellular component: nucleus; nuclear matrix. Lineage: Eukaryota; Metazoa; Chordata; Mammalia; Rodentia; Cricetidae. The coding region runs from base 94 to 2145 and encodes 683 amino acids. The record is from RefSeq and is a predicted model, not a curated record. Gene Ontology annotation, molecular function: DNA binding; protein kinase A regulatory subunit binding.